This is a messenger RNA of Kwoniella shivajii, 888 nucleotides long. RefSeq lists its product as uncharacterized. Lineage: Eukaryota; Fungi; Basidiomycota; Tremellomycetes; Tremellales; Cryptococcaceae. The record is from RefSeq and is a predicted model, not a curated record. The transcript has a single exon. Bases 1 to 888 code for a protein of 295 amino acids.
AUGGCAUAUAGUAAAGAUACCAUUCCAUCCUUCUUACCAGUCUCCUCAACUUGCAAAUAUAGUUCAGCUAAGACAAUGAAUGGUGAAGAUGAUGAAGAACCUAUCAGGAGAUGCGUCUCCAGUCAAUAUUUGGAUCAACUAACGGGUGUACAAAAUCAUCAUAAAAAUCUAUACAAACAGAAUAGAAAUUUACAAAGUACAAUCUCGAACCUCAAAGACCAAUUGAGUCUAUCAGAAUUUAAACGUGCGUUGAGUGAAAUGAAAAAUGAAACCACAAGAGCUACAGUAGAAAAGUGUUUAUCGAUUUCAGAAAGAAUGAUCAAAAUGACCUCUAAGCAGAUGGCUGAACAUGAUUUAUCGAUUUGUAAAAAACUGGAUACAAGCUUAAAUCAUUAUGCGGACAGUAUAAUGGAGAUCAUAGCUUCUAAUUUAGCUGACACGAUCUAUGAACCAUUGUUAAGAAAAAGAAGAGACAAUCCAUUGAAAAUCAAAGAUAUCAUUGAUGAAUAUUACUAUUCAUCUAUACAGACACGAUUAAACUCUAUUACUGAUUUAUCCAAUUCCAAAGUAUCAGACAUGACAUUAUCGAUAAUCAACGAUAUUAAUAGAGACCUAGAUGAUAUCCAAAAAACAGCAAGAAUCACUCUGAUAAAUGAAUCAACAUUAGACAAUAAAUAUCAAACAAACAUACCUGACAAUUGGAAUUCAAAUGCAAGUUAUAAAUUAUCAUUCAGUUCGAAUAAUGGAGAAGAUAAAUAUGAAUUGGAUUUACCAACUCUAGAUAAGAGUUUUUAUGAUUUGAUCUAUUACUGUAAACGGACUCUUAGAAAAUGUACGAGGGACAGUAAUACUGAUGAGGGAAAUAAGACUGCCAUGUGGCCUGAAUGA